This is a messenger RNA of Leishmania major strain Friedlin, 22656 nucleotides long. RefSeq lists its product as hypothetical. NCBI's taxonomy places the organism in Eukaryota, Euglenozoa, Kinetoplastea, Trypanosomatida, Trypanosomatidae. The coding region runs from base 1 to 22656 and encodes 7551 amino acids. The transcript has a single exon. The record is from RefSeq and is a predicted model, not a curated record.
AUGCAGGGCGAACACUUCAGUCUUCACAACACGGUAAGCUUCAUGUCCCUCGACGAAUUGGACUCCGACAACACCGCUUCAUACACAGCGGAAAACCCCAGUGACCAGACGAAGCAAGACGAUCUCAGCGUCACCGCAGCCGAGCGGUCCUCUAAAGCAUCUUCACUGAUACUAGGACCGCCCGAAACCACACCUAUAUCAUACCUCUCACAUUCGCACUCCUCUGCGAGCUUCGUGUCGCUGGAGCCGGUGGAGGAGCCCGCAGCGCUGCGUGCGCAGCAGGAGGAGGCGCCAGCGCUGCAGCGCGUCGGCACGCCGGUGGAGCCGCAGACGCGCCUCGCGGUCACGACACACCGGGUCCGUCUGGACGGUGAUCUGUGGGCGCGUGUCGUCGACGAGUGCCCGGACCUGCUCAAGCAGGAGUUCACAAGCGACGUCUGCGAUGCCACGGCGCUGCCGCGGACCUCGAUGCAGCGGCUGGUGUUCACAGCCGGCAGCCUCAUUGCCGACUUCCAGCUCUCGCAUGGAGGCCUAGCGAAGAAGGAGCUGAACAGGCAGCUUGCCAACUCGCCCUUCACCCGCACCUGGGCACUGUACGAGCGCGUCGCCGAGACGCGAGAGACGUCGCCCACCCGUGCCACGCCACCCGCUGCCCUCCGCGCCUCGGAGAGCUUCGCGUCGCUGGAGCCGGUGGAGGAGCCCGCAGCGCUGCGUGCGCAGCAGGAGGAGGCACUGGCGGCGGUGCCGAUGACGGCGUUCGAGGAGGAGGCGCCAGCGCUGCAGCGCGUCGGCACGCCGGUGGAGCCGCAGACGCGCCUCGCGGUCACGACACACCAGGUCCGUCUGGACGGUGAUCUGUGGGCGCGUGUCGUCGACGAGUGCCCGGACCUGCUCAAGCAGGAGUUCACAAGCGACGUCUGCGAUGCCACGGCGCUGCCGCGGACCUCGAUGCAGCGGCUGGUGUUCACAGCCGGCAGCCUCAUUGCCGACUUCCAGCUCUCGCAUGGAGGCCUAGCGAAGAAGGAGCUGAACAGGCAGCUUGCCAACUCGCCCUUCACCCGCACCUGGGCACUGUACGAGCGCGUCGCCGAGACGCGAGAGACGUCGCCCACCCGUGCCACGCCACCCGCUGCCCUCCGCGCCUCGGAGAGCUUCGCGUCGCUGGAGCCGGUGGAGGAGCCCGCAGCGCUGCGUGCGCAGCAGGAGGAGGCACUGGCGGCGGUGCCGAUGACGGCGUUCGAGGAGGAGGCGCCAGCGCUGCAGCGCGUCGGCACGCCGGUGGAGCCGCAGACGCGCCUCGCGGUCACGACACACCGGGUCCGUCUGGACGGUGAUCUGUGGGCGCGUGUCGUCGACGAGUGCCCGGACCUGCUCAAGCAGGAGUUCACAAGCGACGUCUGCGAUGCCACGGCGCUGCCGCGGACCUCGAUGCAGCGGCUGGUGUUCACAGCCGGCAGCCUCAUUGCCGACUUCCAGCUCUCGCAUGGAGGCCUAGCGAAGAAGGAGCUGAACAGGCAGCUUGCCAACUCGCCCUUCACCCGCACCUGGGCACUGUACGAGCGCGUCGCCGAGACGCGAGAGACGUCGCCCACCCGUGCCACGCCGCCCGCUGCCCUCCGCGCCUCGGAGGGCUUCGCGUCGCUGGAGCCGGUGGAGGAGCCCGCAGCGCUGCGUGCGCAGCAGGAGGAGGCGCCAGCGCUGCAGCGCGUCGGCACGCCGGUGGAGCCGCGAGGUGGUCAUUUCGAGGGGACUCCCCCGGUAGCCACCCGUAGCGUCACGCCGCCCGCUGCCCUCCGCGCCUCGGAGAGCUUCGCGUCGCUGGAGCCGGUGGAGGAGUCCGCAGCGCUGCGUGCGCAGCAGGAGGAGGAACCGGUGGCGGUGCCGAUGACGGCGUUCGAGAAGGAGGCGCCAGCGCUGCAGCGCGUCGGCACGCCGGUGGAGCCGCAGACGCGCCUCGCGGUCACGACACACCAGGUCCGUCUGGACGGUGAUCUGUGGGCGCGUGUCGUCGACGAGUGCCCGGACCUGCUCAAGCAGGAGUUCACAAGCGACGUCUGCGAUGCCACGGCGCUGCCGCGGACCUCGAUGCAGCGGCUGGUGCUUACAGCCGGCAGCCUCAUCGCCUACUUCCAGCUCUCGCAUGGAGGCCUCGCGAAGAAGGAGCUGAACAGGCAGCUUGCCAACUCGCCCUUCACCCGCACCUGGGCACUGUACGAGCGCGUCGCCGAGACGCGAGAGACGUCGCCCACCCGCGUCACGCCGCCCGCUGCCCUCCGCGCCUCGGAGAGCUUCGCGUCGCUGGAGCCGGUGGAGGAGCCCGCAGCGCUGCGUGCGCAGCAGGAGGAGGAACCGGUGGCGGUGCCGAUGACGGCGUUCGAGAAGGAGGCGCCAGCGCUGCAGCGCGUCGGCACGCCGGUGGAGCCGCAGACGCGCCUCGCGGUCACGACACACCAGGUCCGUCUGGACGGUGAUCUGUGGGCGCGUGUCGUCGACGAGUGCCCGGACCUGCUCAAGCAGGAGUUCACAAGCGACGUCUGCGAUGCCACGGCGCUGCCGCGGACCUCGAUGCAGCGGCUGGUGUUCACAGCCGGCAGCCUCAUUGCCGACUUCCAGCUCUCGCAUGGAGGCCUAGCGAAGAAGGAGCUGAACAGGCAGCUUGCCAACUCGCCCUUCACCCGCACCUGGGCACUGUACGAGCGCGUCGCCGAGACGCGAGAGACGUCGCCCACCCGUGCCACGCCGCCCGCUGCCCUCCGCGCCUCGGAGAGCUUCGCGUCGCUGGAGCCGGUGGAGGAGCCCGCAGCGCUGCGUGCGCAGCAGGAGGAGGCGCCAGCGCUGCAGCGCGUCGGCACGCCGGUGGAGCCGCAGACGCGCCUCGCGGUCACGACACACCGGGUCCGUCUGGACGGUGAUCUGUGGGCGCGUGUCGUCGACGAGUGCCCGGACCUGCUCAAGCAGGAGUUCACAAGCGACGUCUGCGAUGCCACGGCGCUGCCGCGGACCUCGAUGCAGCGGCUGGUGUUCACAGCCGGCAGCCUCAUUGCCGACUUCCAGCUCUCGCAUGGAGGCCUAGCGAAGAAGGAGCUGAACAGGCAGCUUGCCAACUCGCCCUUCACCCGCACCUGGGCACUGUACGAGCGCGUCGCCGAGACGCGAGAGACGUCGCCCACCCGUGCCACGCCGCCCGCUGCCCUCCGCGCCUCGGAGGGCUUCGCGUCGCUGGAGCCGGUGGAGGAGCCCGCAGCGCUGCGUGCGCAGCAGGAGGAGGCGCCAGCGCUGCAGCGCGUCGGCACGCCGGUGGAGCCGCAGACGCGCCUCGCGGUCACGACACACCGGGUCCGUCUGGACGGUGAUCUGUGGGCGCGUGUCGUCGACGAGUGCCCGGACCUGCUCAAGCAGGAGUUCACAAGCGACGUCUGCGAUGCCACGGCGCUGCCGCGGACCUCGAUGCAGCGGCUGGUGUUCACAGCCGGCAGCCUCAUCGCCGACUUCCAGCUCUCGCAUGGAGGCCUAGCGAAGAAGGAGCUGAACAGGCAGCUUGCCAACUCGCCCUUCACCCGCACCUGGGCACUGUACGAGCGCGUCGCCGAGACGCGAGAGACGUCGCCCACCCGUGCCACGCCGCCCGCUGCCCUCCGCGCCUCGGAGGGCUUCGCGUCGCUGGAGCCGGUGGAGGAGCCCGCAGCGCUGCGUGCGCAGCAGGAGGAGGCGCCAGCGCUGCAGCGCGUCGGCACGCCGGUGGAGCCGCAGACGCGCCUCGCGGUCACGACACACCGGGUCCGUCUGGACGGUGAUCUGUGGGCGCGUGUCGUCGACGAGUGCCCGGACCUGCUCAAGCAGGAGUUCACAAGCGACGUCUGCGAUGCCACGGCGCUGCCGCGGACCUCGAUGCAGCGGCUGGUGCUUACAGCCGGCAGCCUCAUUGCCGACUUCCAGCUCUCGCAUGGAGGCCUAGCGAAGAAGGAGCUGAACAGGCAGCUUGCCAACUCGCCCUUCACCCGCACCUGGGCACUGUACGAGCGCGUCGCCGAGACGCGAGAGACGUCGCCCACCCGUGUCACGCCGCCCGCUGCCCUCCGCGCCUCGGAGAGCUUCGCGUCGCUGGAGCCGGUGGAGGAGCCCGCAGCGCUGCGUGCGCAGCAGGAGGAGGCGCCAGCGCUGCAGCGCGUCGGCACGCCGGUGGAGCCGCAGACGCGCCUCGCGGUCACGACACACCGGGUCCGUCUGGACGGUGAUCUGUGGGCGCGUGUCGUCGACGAGUGCCCGGACCUGCUCAAGCAGGAGUUCACAAGCGACGUCUGCGAUGCCACGGCGCUGCCGCGGACCUCGAUGCAGCGGCUGGUGUUCACAGCCGGCAGCCUCAUCGCCGACUUCCAGCUCUCGCAUGGAGGCCUAGCGAAGAAGGAGCUGAACAGGCAGCUUGCCAACUCGCCCUUCACCCGCACCUGGGCACUGUACGAGCGCGUCGCCGAGACGCGAGAGACGUCGCCCACCCGUGCCACGCCGCCCGCUGCCCUCCGCGCCUCGGAGGGCUUCGCGUCGCUGGAGCCGGUGGAGGAGCCCGCAGCGCUGCGUGCGCAGCAGGAGGAGGCGCCAGCGCUGCAGCGCGUCGGCACGCCGGUGGAGCCGCGAGGUGGUCAUUUCGAGGGGACUCCCCCGGUAGCCACCCGUAGCGUCACGCCGCCCGCUGCCCUCCGCGCCUCGGAGAGCUUCGCGUCGCUGGAGCCGGUGGAGGAGUCCGCAGCGCUGCGUGCGCAGCAGGAGGAGGAACCGGUGGCGGUGCCGAUGACGGCGUUCGAGAAGGAGGCGCCAGCGCUGCAGCGCGUCGGCACGCCGGUGGAGCCGCAGACGCGCCUCGCGGUCACGACACACCAGGUCCGUCUGGACGGUGAUCUGUGGGCGCGUGUCGUCGACGAGUGCCCGGACCUGCUCAAGCAGGAGUUCACAAGCGACGUCUGCGAUGCCACGGCGCUGCCGCGGACCUCGAUGCAGCGGCUGGUGCUUACAGCCGGCAGCCUCAUCGCCUACUUCCAGCUCUCGCAUGGAGGCCUCGCGAAGAAGGAGCUGAACAGGCAGCUUGCCAACUCGCCCUUCACCCGCACCUGGGCACUGUACGAGCGCGUCGCCGAGACGCGAGAGACGUCGCCCACCCGCGUCACGCCGCCCGCUGCCCUCCGCGCCUCGGAGAGCUUCGCGUCGCUGGAGCCGGUGGAGGAGCCCGCAGCGCUGCGUGCGCAGCAGGAGGAGGAACCGGUGGCGGUGCCGAUGACGGCGUUCGAGAAGGAGGCGCCAGCGCUGCAGCGCGUCGGCACGCCGGUGGAGCCGCAGACGCGCCUCGCGGUCACGACACACCAGGUCCGUCUGGACGGUGAUCUGUGGGCGCGUGUCGUCGACGAGUGCCCGGACCUGCUCAAGCAGGAGUUCACAAGCGACGUCUGCGAUGCCACGGCGCUGCCGCGGACCUCGAUGCAGCGGCUGGUGCUUACAGCCGGCAGCCUCAUCGCCUACUUCCAGCUCUCGCAUGGAGGCCUAGCGAAGAAGGAGCUGAACAGGCAGCUUGCCAACUCGCCCUUCACCCGCACCUGGGCACUGUACGAGCGCGUCGCCGAGACGCGAGAGACGUCGCCCACCCGUGCCACGCCACCCGCUGCCCUCCGCGCCUCGGAGAGCUUCGCGUCGCUGGAGCCGGUGGAGGAGCCCGCAGCGCUGCGUGCGCAGCAGGAGGAGGAACCGGUGGCGGUGCCGAUGACGGCGUUCGAGAAGGAGGCGCCAGCGCUGCAGCGCGUCGGCACGCCGGUGGAGCCGCAGACGCGCCUCGCGGUCACGACACACCAGGUCCGUCUGGACGGUGAUCUGUGGGCGCGUGUCGUCGACGAGUGCCCGGACCUGCUCAAGCAGGAGUUCACAAGCGACGUCUGCGAUGCCACGGCGCUGCCGCGGACCUCGAUGCAGCGGCUGGUGCUUACAGCCGGCAGCCUCAUCGCCUACUUCCAGCUCUCGCAUGGAGGCCUCGCGAAGAAGGAGCUGAACAGGCAGCUUGCCAACUCGCCCUUCACCCGCACCUGGGCACUGUACGAGCGCGUCGCCGAGACGCGAGAGACGUCGCCCACCCGCGUCACGCCGCCCGCUGCCCUCCGCGCCUCGGAGAGCUUCGCGUCGCUGGAGCCGGUGGAGGAGCCCGCAGCGCUGCGUGCGCAGCAGGAGGAGGAACCGGUGGCGGUGCCGAUGACGGCGUUCGAGAAGGAGGCGCCAGCGCUGCAGCGCGUCGGCACGCCGGUGGAGCCGCAGACGCGCCUCGCGGUCACGACACACCAGGUCCGUCUGGACGGUGAUCUGUGGGCGCGUGUCGUCGACGAGUGCCCGGACCUGCUCAAGCAGGAGUUCACAAGCGACGUCUGCGAUGCCACGGCGCUGCCGCGGACCUCGAUGCAGCGGCUGGUGUUCACAGCCGGCAGCCUCAUUGCCGACUUCCAGCUCUCGCAUGGAGGCCUAGCGAAGAAGGAGCUGAACAGGCAGCUUGCCAACUCGCCCUUCACCCGCACCUGGGCACUGUACGAGCGCGUCGCCGAGACGCGAGAGACGUCGCCCACCCGUGCCACGCCGCCCGCUGCCCUCCGCGCCUCGGAGAGCUUCGCGUCGCUGGAGCCGGUGGAGGAGCCCGCAGCGCUGCGUGCGCAGCAGGAGGAGGCACUGGCGGCGGUGCCGAUGACGGCGUUCGAGGAGGAGGCGCCAGCGCUGCAGCGCGUCGGCACGCCGGUGGAGCCGCAGACGCGCCUCGCGGUCACGACACACCAGGUCCGUCUGGACGGUGAUCUGUGGGCGCGUGUCGUCGACGAGUGCCCGGACCUGCUCAAGCAGGAGUUCACAAGCGACGUCUGCGAUGCCACGGCGCUGCCGCGGACCUCGAUGCAGCGGCUGGUGUUCACAGCCGGCAGCCUCAUUGCCGACUUCCAGCUCUCGCAUGGAGGCCUAGCGAAGAAGGAGCUGAACAGGCAGCUUGCCAACUCGCCCUUCACCCGCACCUGGGCACUGUACGAGCGCGUCGCCGAGACGCGAGAGACGUCGCCCACCCGUGCCACGCCGCCCGCUGCCCUCCGCGCCUCGGAGGGCUUCGCGUCGCUGGAGCCGGUGGAGGAGCCCGCAGCGCUGCGUGCGCAGCAGGAGGAGGCGUCAGCGCUGCAGCGCGUCGGCACGCCGGUGGAGCCGCAGACGCGCCUCGCGGUCACGACACACCGGGUCCGUCUGGACGGUGAUCUGUGGGCGCGUGUCGUCGACGAGUGCCCGGACCUGCUCAAGCAGGAGUUCACAAGCGACGUCUGCGAUGCCACGGCGCUGCCGCGGACCUCGAUGCAGCGGCUGGUGUUCACAGCCGGCAGCCUCAUUGCCGACUUCCAGCUCUCGCAUGGAGGCCUAGCGAAGAAGGAGCUGAACAGGCAGCUUGCCAACUCGCCCUUCACCCGCACCUGGGCACUGUACGAGCGCGUCGCCGAGACGCGAGAGACGUCGCCCACCCGUGCCACGCCACCCGCUGCCCUCCGCGCCUCGGAGAGCUUCGCGUCGCUGGAGCCGGUGGAGGAGCCCGCAGCGCUGCGUGCGCAGCAGGAGGAGGCACUGGCGGCGGUGCCGAUGACGGCGUUCGAGGAGGAGGCGCCAGCGCUGCAGCGCGUCGGCACGCCGGUGGAGCCGCAGACGCGCCUCGCGGUCACGACACACCGGGUCCGUCUGGACGGUGAUCUGUGGGCGCGUGUCGUCGACGAGUGCCCGGACCUGCUCAAGCAGGAGUUCACAAGCGACGUCUGCGAUGCCACGGCGCUGCCGCGGACCUCGAUGCAGCGGCUGGUGUUCACAGCCGGCAGCCUCAUUGCCGACUUCCAGCUCUCGCAUGGAGGCCUAGCGAAGAAGGAGCUGAACAGGCAGCUUGCCAACUCGCCCUUCACCCGCACCUGGGCACUGUACGAGCGCGUCGCCGAGACGCGAGAGACGUCGCCCACCCGUGCCACGCCGCCCGCUGCCCUCCGCGCCUCGGAGGGCUUCGCGUCGCUGGAGCCGGUGGAGGAGCCCGCAGCGCUGCGUGCGCAGCAGGAGGAGGCGCCAGCGCUGCAGCGCGUCGGCACGCCGGUGGAGCCGCAGACGCGCCUCGCGGUCACGACACACCGGGUCCGUCUGGACGGUGAUCUGUGGGCGCGUGUCGUCGACGAGUGCCCGGACCUGCUCAAGCAGGAGUUCACAAGCGACGUCUGCGAUGCCACGGCGCUGCCGCGGACCUCGAUGCAGCGGCUGGUGCUUACAGCCGGCAGCCUCAUUGCCGACUUCCAGCUCUCGCAUGGAGGCCUAGCGAAGAAGGAGCUGAACAGGCAGCUUGCCAACUCGCCCUUCACCCGCACCUGGGCACUGUACGAGCGCGUCGCCGAGACGCGAGAGACGUCGCCCACCCGUGUCACGCCGCCCGCUGCCCUCCGCGCCUCGGAGAGCUUCGCGUCGCUGGAGCCGGUGGAGGAGCCCGCAGCGCUGCGUGCGCAGCAGGAGGAGGCGCCAGCGCUGCAGCGCGUCGGCACGCCGGUGGAGCCGCAGACGCGCCUCGCGGUCACGACACACCGGGUCCGUCUGGACGGUGAUCUGUGGGCGCGUGUCGUCGACGAGUGCCCGGACCUGCUCAAGCAGGAGUUCACAAGCGACGUCUGCGAUGCCACGGCGCUGCCGCGGACCUCGAUGCAGCGGCUGGUGCUUACAGCCGGCAGCCUCAUCGCCUACUUCCAGCUCUCGCAUGGAGGCCUCGCGAAGAAGGAGCUGAACAGGCAGCUUGCCAACUCGCCCUUCACCCGCACCUGGGCACUGUACGAGCGCGUCGCCGAGACGCGAGAGACGUCGCCCACCCGCGUCACGCCGCCCGCUGCCCUCCGCGCCUCGGAGAGCUUCGCGUCGCUGGAGCCGGUGGAGGAGCCCGCAGCGCUGCGUGCGCAGCAGGAGGAGGAACCGGUGGCGGUGCCGAUGACGGCGUUCGAGAAGGAGGCGCCAGCGCUGCAGCGCGUCGGCACGCCGGUGGAGCCGCAGACGCGCCUCGCGGUCACGACACACCAGGUCCGUCUGGACGGUGAUCUGUGGGCGCGUGUCGUCGACGAGUGCCCGGACCUGCUCAAGCAGGAGUUCACAAGCGACGUCUGCGAUGCCACGGCGCUGCCGCGGACCUCGAUGCAGCGGCUGGUGCUUACAGCCGGCAGCCUCAUCGCCUACUUCCAGCUCUCGCAUGGAGGCCUAGCGAAGAAGGAGCUGAACAGGCAGCUUGCCAACUCGCCCUUCACCCGCACCUGGGCACUGUACGAGCGCGUCGCCGAGACGCGAGAGACGUCGCCCACCCGUGCCACGCCACCCGCUGCCCUCCGCGCCUCGGAGAGCUUCGCGUCGCUGGAGCCGGUGGAGGAGCCCGCAGCGCUGCGUGCGCAGCAGGAGGAGGCGCCAGCGCUGCAGCGCGUCGGCACGCCGGUGGAGCCGCGAGGUGGUCAUUUCGAGGGGACUCCCCCGGUAGCCACCCGUAGCGUCACGCCGCCCGCUGCCCUCCGCGCCUCGGAGAGCUUCGCGUCGCUGGAGCCGGUGGAGGAGUCCGCAGCGCUGCGUGCGCAGCAGGAGGAGGAACCGGUGGCGGUGCCGAUGACGGCGUUCGAGGAGGAGGCGCCAGCGCUGCAGCGCGUCGGCACGCCGGUGGAGCCGCAGACGCGCCUCGCGGUCACGACACACCAGGUCCGUCUGGACGGUGAUCUGUGGGCGCGUGUCGUCGACGAGUGCCCGGACCUGCUCAAGCAGGAGUUCACAAGCGACGUUUGCGAUGCCACGGCGCUGCCGCGGACCUCGAUGCAGCGGCUGGUGUUCACAGCCGGCAGCCUCAUUGCCGACUUCCAGCUCUCGCAUGGAGGCCUAGCGAAGAAGGAGCUGAACAGGCAGCUUGCCAACUCGCCCUUCACCCGCACCUGGGCACUGUACGAGCGCGUCGCCGAGACGCGAGAGACGUCGCCCACCCGUGCCACGCCGCCCGCUGCCCUCCGCGCCUCGGAGAGCUUCGCGUCGCUGGAGCCGGUGGAGGAGUCCGCAGCGCUGCGUGCGCAGCAGGAGGAGGAACCGGUGGCGGUGCCGAUGACGGCGUUCGAGGAGGAGGCGCCAGCGCUGCAGCGCGUCGGCACGCCGGUGGAGCCGCAGACGCGCCUCGCGGUCACGACACACCGGGUCCGUCUGGACGGUGAUCUGUGGGCGCGUGUCGUCGACGAGUGCCCGGACCUGCUCAAGCAGGAGUUCACAAGCGACGUCUGCGAUGCCACGGCGCUGCCGCGGACCUCGAUGCAGCGGCUGGUGUUCACAGCCGGCAGCCUCAUUGCCGACUUCCAGCUCUCGCAUGGAGGCCUAGCGAAGAAGGAGCUGAACAGGCAGCUUGCCAACUCGCCCUUCACCCGCACCUGGGCACUGUACGAGCGCGUCGCCGAGACGCGAGAGACGUCGCCCACCCGUGCCACGCCGCCCGCUGCCCUCCGCGCCUCGGAGAGCUUCGCGUCGCUGGAGCCGGUGGAGGAGCCCGCAGCGCUGCGUGCGCAGCAGGAGGAGGCACUGGCGGCGGUGCCGAUGACGGCGUUCGAGGAGGAGGCGCCAGCGCUGCAGCGCGUCGGCACGCCGGUGGAGCCGCAGACGCGCCUCGCGGUCACGACACACCAGGUCCGUCUGGACGGUGAUCUGUGGGCGCGUGUCGUCGACGAGUGCCCGGACCUGCUCAAGCAGGAGUUCACAAGCGACGUCUGCGAUGCCACGGCGCUGCCGCGGACCUCGAUGCAGCGGCUGGUGUUCACAGCCGGCAGCCUCAUCGCCUACUUCCAGCUCUCGCAUGGAGGCCUAGCGAAGAAGGAGCUGAACAGGCAGCUUGCCAACUCGCCCUUCACCCGCACCUGGGCACUGUACGAGCGCGUCGCCGAGACGCGAGAGACGUCGCCCACCCGUGCCACGCCACCCGCUGCCCUCCGCGCCUCGGAGAGCUUCGCGUCGCUGGAGCCGGUGGAGGAGCCCGCAGCGCUGCGUGCGCAGCAGGAGGAGGCGCCAGCGCUGCAGCGCGUCGGCACGCCGGUGGAGCCGCGAGGUGGUCAUUUCGAGGGGACUCCCCCGGUAGCCACCCGUAGCGUCACGCCGCCCGCUGCCCUCCGCGCCUCGGAGAGCUUCGCGUCGCUGGAGCCGGUGGAGGAGUCCGCAGCGCUGCGUGCGCAGCAGGAGGAGGAACCGGUGGCGGUGCCGAUGACGGCGUUCGAGGAGGAGGCGCCAGCGCUGCAGCGCGUCGGCACGCCGGUGGAGCCGCAGACGCGCCUCGCGGUCACGACACACCGGGUCCGUCUGGACGGUGAUCUGUGGGCGCGUGUCGUCGACGAGUGCCCGGACCUGCUCAAGCAGGAGUUCACAAGCGACGUCUGCGAUGCCACGGCGCUGCCGCGGACCUCGAUGCAGCGGCUGGUGUUCACAGCCGGCAGCCUCAUUGCCGACUUCCAGCUCUCGCAUGGAGGCCUAGCGAAGAAGGAGCUGAACAGGCAGCUUGCCAACUCGCCCUUCACCCGCACCUGGGCACUGUACGAGCGCGUCGCCGAGACGCGAGAGACGUCGCCCACCCGCGUCACGCCGCCCGCUGCCCUCCGCGCCUCGGAGAGCUUCGCGUCGCUGGAGCCGGUGGAGGAGUCCGCAGCGCUGCGUGCGCAGCAGGAGGAGGAACCGGUGGCGGUGCCGAUGACGGCGUUCGAGAAGGAGGCGCCAGCGCUGCAGCGCGUCGGCACGCCGGUGGAGCCGCAGACGCGCCUCGCGGUCACGACACACCAGGUCCGUCUGGACGGUGAUCUGUGGGCGCGUGUCGUCGACGAGUGCCCGGACCUGCUCAAGCAGGAGUUCACAAGCGACGUCUGCGAUGCCACGGCGCUGCCGCGGACCUCGAUGCAGCGGCUGGUGCUUACAGCCGGCAGCCUCAUCGCCGACUUCCAGCUCUCGCAUGGAGGCCUAGCGAAGAAGGAGCUGAACAGGCAGCUUGCCAACUCGCCCUUCACCCGCACCUGGGCACUGUACGAGCGCGUCGCCGAGACGCGAGAGACGUCGCCCACCCGCGUCACGCCGCCCGCUGCCCUCCGCGCCUCGGAGAGCUUCGCGUCGCUGGAGCCGGUGGAGGAGCCCGCAGCGCUGCGUGCGCAGCAGGAGGAGGCACUGGCGGCGGUGCCGAUGACGGCGUUCGAGGAGGAGGCGCCAGCGCUGCAGCGCGUCGGCACGCCGGUGGAGCCGCAGACGCGCCUCGCGGUCACGACACACCAGGUCCGUCUGGACGGUGAUCUGUGGGCGCGUGUCGUCGACGAGUGCCCGGACCUGCUCAAGCAGGAGUUCACAAGCGACGUCUGCGAUGCCACGGCGCUGCCGCGGACCUCGAUGCAGCGGCUGGUGCUUACAGCCGGCAGCCUCAUCGCCUACUUCCAGCUCUCGCAUGGAGGCCUAGCGAAGAAGGAGCUGAACAGGCAGCUUGCCAACUCGCCCUUCACCCGCACCUGGGCACUGUACGAGCGCGUCGCCGAGACGCGAGAGACGUCGCCCACCCGUGCCACGCCACCCGCUGCCCUCCGCGCCUCGGAGAGCUUCGCGUCGCUGGAGCCGGUGGAGGAGCCCGCAGCGCUGCGUGCGCAGCAGGAGGAGGCGCCAGCGCUGCAGCGCGUCGGCACGCCGGUGGAGCCGCGAGGUGGUCAUUUCGAGGGGACUCCCCCGGUAGCCACCCGUAGCGUCACGCCGCCCGCUGCCCUCCGCGCCUCGGAGAGCUUCGCGUCGCUGGAGCCGGUGGAGGAGUCCGCAGCGCUGCGUGCGCAGCAGGAGGAGGAACCGGUGGCGGUGCCGAUGACGGCGUUCGAGGAGGAGGCGCCAGCGCUGCAGCGCGUCGGCACGCCGGUGGAGCCGCAGACGCGCCUCGCGGUCACGACACACCAGGUCCGUCUGGACGGUGAUCUGUGGGCGCGUGUCGUCGACGAGUGCCCGGACCUGCUCAAGCAGGAGUUCACAAGCGACGUUUGCGAUGCCACGGCGCUGCCGCGGACCUCGAUGCAGCGGCUGGUGUUCACAGCCGGCAGCCUCAUUGCCGACUUCCAGCUCUCGCAUGGAGGCCUAGCGAAGAAGGAGCUGAACAGGCAGCUUGCCAACUCGCCCUUCACCCGCACCUGGGCACUGUACGAGCGCGUCGCCGAGACGCGAGAGACGUCGCCCACCCGUGCCACGCCGCCCGCUGCCCUCCGCGCCUCGGAGAGCUUCGCGUCGCUGGAGCCGGUGGAGGAGUCCGCAGCGCUGCGUGCGCAGCAGGAGGAGGAACCGGUGGCGGUGCCGAUGACGGCGUUCGAGGAGGAGGCGCCAGCGCUGCAGCGCGUCGGCACGCCGGUGGAGCCGCAGACGCGCCUCGCGGUCACGACACACCAGGUCCGUCUGGACGGUGAUCUGUGGGCGCGUGUCGUCGACGAGUGCCCGGACCUGCUCAAGCAGGAGUUCACAAGCGACGUCUGCGAUGCCACGGCGCUGCCGCGGACCUCGAUGCAGCGGCUGGUGUUCACAGCCGGCAGCCUCAUUGCCGACUUCCAGCUCUCGCAUGGAGGCCUAGCGAAGAAGGAGCUGAACAGGCAGCUUGCCAACUCGCCCUUCACCCGCACCUGGGCACUGUACGAGCGCGUCGCCGAGACGCGAGAGACGUCGCCCACCCGUGCCACGCCACCCGCUGCCCUCCGCGCCUCGGAGAGCUUCGCGUCGCUGGAGCCGGUGGAGGAGCCCGCAGCGCUGCGUGCGCAGCAGGAGGAGGCACUGGCGGCGGUGCCGAUGACGGCGUUCGAGGAGGAGGCGCCAGCGCUGCAGCGCGUCGGCACGCCGGUGGAGCCGCAGACGCGCCUCGCGGUCACGACACACCGGGUCCGUCUGGACGGUGAUCUGUGGGCGCGUGUCGUCGACGAGUGCCCGGACCUGCUCAAGCAGGAGUUCACAAGCGACGUCUGCGAUGCCACGGCGCUGCCGCGGACCUCGAUGCAGCGGCUGGUGUUCACAGCCGGCAGCCUCAUUGCCGACUUCCAGCUCUCGCAUGGAGGCCUAGCGAAGAAGGAGCUGAACAGGCAGCUUGCCAACUCGCCCUUCACCCGCACCUGGGCACUGUACGAGCGCGUCGCCGAGACGCGAGAGACGUCGCCCACCCGCGUCACGCCGCCCGCUGCCCUCCGCGCCUCGGAGAGCUUCGCGUCGCUGGAGCCGGUGGAGGAGCCCGCAGCGCUGCGUGCGCAGCAGGAGGAGGCGCCAGCGCUGCAGCGCGUCGGCACGCCGGUGGAGCCGCGAGGUGGUCAUUUCGAGGGGACUCCCCCGGUAGCCACCCGUAGCGUCACGCCGCCCGCUGCCCUCCGCGCCUCGGAGAGCUUCGCGUCGCUGGAGCCGGUGGAGGAGUCCGCAGCGCUGCGUGCGCAGCAGGAGGAGGAACCGGUGGCGGUGCCGAUGACGGCGUUCGAGGAGGAGGCGCCAGCGCUGCAGCGCGUCGGCACGCCGGUGGAGCCGCAGACGCGCCUCGCGGUCACGACACACCAGGUCCGUCUGGACGGUGAUCUGUGGGCGCGUGUCGUCGACGAGUGCCCGGACCUGCUCAAGCAGGAGUUCACAAGCGACGUCUGCGAUGCCACGGCGCUGCCGCGGACCUCGAUGCAGCGGCUGGUGUUCACAGCCGGCAGCCUCAUUGCCGACUUCCAGCUCUCGCAUGGAGGCCUAGCGAAGAAGGAGCUGAACAGGCAGCUUGCCAACUCGCCCUUCACCCGCACCUGGGCACUGUACGAGCGCGUCGCCGAGACGCGAGAGACGUCGCCCACCCGUGCCACGCCACCCGCUGCCCUCCGCGCCUCGGAGAGCUUCGCGUCGCUGGAGCCGGUGGAGGAGCCCGCAGCGCUGCGUGCGCAGCAGGAGGAGGCACUGGCGGCGGUGCCGAUGACGGCGUUCGAGGAGGAGGCGCCAGCGCUGCAGCGCGUCGGCACGCCGGUGGAGCCGCAGACGCGCCUCGCGGUCACGACACACCGGGUCCGUCUGGACGGUGAUCUGUGGGCGCGUGUCGUCGACGAGUGCCCGGACCUGCUCAAGCAGGAGUUCACAAGCGACGUCUGCGAUGCCACGGCGCUGCCGCGGACCUCGAUGCAGCGGCUGGUGUUCACAGCCGGCAGCCUCAUUGCCGACUUCCAGCUCUCGCAUGGAGGCCUAGCGAAGAAGGAGCUGAACAGGCAGCUUGCCAACUCGCCCUUCACCCGCACCUGGGCACUGUACGAGCGCGUCGCCGAGACGCGAGAGACGUCGCCCACCCGCGUCACGCCGCCCGCUGCCCUCCGCGCCUCGGAGAGCUUCGCGUCGCUGGAGCCGGUGGAGGAGUCCGCAGCGCUGCGUGCGCAGCAGGAGGAGGCGCCAGCGCUGCAGCGCGUCGGCACGCCGGUGGAGCCGCGAGGUGGUCAUUUCGAGGGGACUCCCCCGGUAGCCACCCGUAGCGUCACGCCGCCCGCUGCCCUCCGCGCCUCGGAGAGCUUCGCGUCGCUGGAGCCGGUGGAGGAGUCCGCAGCGCUGCGUGCGCAGCAGGAGGAGGAACCGGUGGCGGUGCCGAUGACGGCGUUCGAGGAGGAGGCGCCAGCGUUGCAGCGCGUCGGCACGCCGGUGGAGCCGCAGACGCGCCUCGCGGUCACGACACACCAGGUCCGUCUGGACGGUGAUCUGUGGGCGCGUGUCGUCGACGAGUGCCCGGACCUGCUCAAGCAGGAGUUCACAAGCGACGUCUGCGAUGCCACGGCGCUGCCGCGGACCUCGAUGCAGCGGCUGGUGUUCACAGCCGGCAGCCUCAUUGCCGACUUCCAGCUCUCGCAUGGAGGCCUAGCGAAGAAGGAGCUGAACAGGCAGCUUGCCAACUCGCCCUUCACCCGCACCUGGGCACUGUACGAGCGCGUCGCCGAGACGCGAGAGACGUCGCCCACCCGUGCCACGCCGCCCGCUGCCCUCCGCGCCUCGGAGGGCUUCGCUUCGCUGGAGCCAGUGGAGGAGUCCGCAGCGCUGCGUGUGCAGGAGGAGGACGAGGCGCCGGCGGCCGAGCGUGCCGCUGAGCCGCAGGAGGCACCCGUGGCUGCCUCGACGGAGGUGCCGCCGGCACGCGAUCUCUGGCAGUCCAUCGCGGAGCCGGAGGGCUACUCGCGCGACGACCUCGGGUGUGCGGAGCCCGCGGCGCUGCAUGCGCAGGAGGAGGACGAGGCGCCGGCGGCCGAGCGUGCCGCUGAGCCGCAGGAGGCACCCGUGGCUGCCUCGACGGAGGUGCCGCCGGCACGCGAUCUCUGGCAGUCCAUCGCGGAGCCGGAGGGCGACUCGCGCGACGACCUCGGGUGUGCGGAGCCCGCGGCGCUGCAUGCGCAGGAGGAGGACGAGGCGCCGGCGGCCGAGCGUGCCGCUGAGCCGCAGGAGGCACCCGUGGCUGCCUCGACGGAGGUGCCGCCGGCACGCGAUCUCUGGCAGUCCAUCGCGGAGCCGGAGGGCUACUCGCGCGACGACCUCGGGUGUGCGGUGCCCGCGGCGCUGCAUGCGCAGGAGGAGGACGAGGCGCCGGCGGCCGAGCGUGCCGCUGAGCCGCAGGAGGCACCCGUGGCUGCCUCGACGGAGGUGCCGCCGGCACGCGAUCUCUGGCAGUCCAUCGCGGAGCCGGAGGGCUACUCGCGCGACGACCUCGGGUGUGCGGAGCCCGCGGCGCUGCAUGCGCAGGAGGAGGACGAGGCGCCGGCGGCCGAGCGUGCCGCGGAGCCGCAGGAGGCACCCGUGGCUGCCUCGACGGAGGUGCCGCCGGCACGCGAUCUCUGGCAGUCCAUCGCGGAGCCGGAGGGCUACUCGCGCGACGACCUCGGGUGUGCGGUGCCCGCGGCGCUGCAUGCGCAGGAGGAGGACGAGGCGCCGGCGGCCGAGCGUGCCGCGGAGCCGCAGGAGGCACCCGUGGCUGCCUCGACGGAGGUGCCGCCGGCACGCGAUCUCUGGCAGUCCAUCGCGGAGCCGGAGGGCUACUCGCGCGACGACCUCGGGUGUGCGGUGCCCGCGGCGCUGCAUGCGCAGGAGGAGGACGAGGCGCCGGUGGCCGAGCGUGCCGCUGAGCCGCAGGAGGCACCCGUGGCUGCCUCGACGGAGGUGCCGCCGGCACGCGAUCUCUGGCAGUCCAUCGCGGAGCCGGAGGGCGACUCGCGCGACGACCUCGGGUGUGCGGAGCCCGCGGCGCUGCAUGCGCAGGAGGAGGACGAGGCGCCGGCGGCCGAGCGUGCCGCGGAGCCGCAGGAGGCACCCGUGGCUGCCUCGACGGAGGUGCCGCCGGCACGCGAUCUCUGGCAGUCCAUCGCGGAGCCGGAGGGCUACUCGCGCGACGACCUCGGGUGUGCGGAGCCCGCGGCGCUGCAUGCGCAGGAGGAGGACGAGGCGCCGGCGGCCGAGCGUGCCGCUGAGCCGCAGGAGGCACCCGUGGCUGCCUCGACGGAGGUGCCGCCGGCACGCGAUCUCUGGCAGUCCAUCGCGGAGCCGGAGGGCUACUCGCGCGACGACCUCGGGUGUGCGGUGCCCGCGGCGCUGCAUGCGCAGGAGGAGGACGAGGCGCCGGCGGCCGAGCGUGCCGCGGAGCCGCAGGAGGCACCCGUGGCUGCCUCGACGGAGGUGCCGCCGGCACGCGAUCUCUGGCAGUCCAUCGCGGAGCCGGAGGGCUACUCGCGCGACGACCUCGGGUGUGCGGAGCCCGCGGCGCUGCAUGCGCAGGAGGAGGACGAGGCGCCGGCGGCCGAGCGUGCCGCGGAGCCGCAGGAGGCACCCGUGGCUGCCUCGACGGAGGUGCCGCCGGCACGCGAUCUCUGGCAGUCCAUCGCGGAGCCGGAGGGCUACUCGCGCGACGACCUCGGGUGUGCGGUGCCCGCGGCGCUGCAUGCGCAGGAGGAGGACGAGGCGCCGGUGGCCGAGCGUGCCGCUGAGCCGCAGGAGGCACCCGUGGCUGCCUCGACGGAGGUGCCGCCGGCACGCGAUCUCUGGCAGUCCAUCGCGGAGCCGGAGGGCUACUCGCGCGACGACCUCGGGUGUGCGGUGCCCGCGGCGCUGCAUGCGCAGGAGGAGGACGAGGCGCCGGCGGCCGAGCGUGCCGCGGAGCCGCAGGAGGCACCCGUGGCUGCCUCGACGGAGGUGCCGCCGGCACGCGAUCUCUGGCAGUCCAUCGCGGAGCCGGAGGGCUACUCGCGCGACGACCUCGGGUGUGCGGUGCCCGCGGCGCUGCAUGCGCAGGAGGAGGACGAGGCGCCGGUGGCCGAGCGUGCCGCUGAGCCGCAGGAGGCACCCGUGGCUGCCUCGACGGAGGUGCCGCCGGCACGCGAUCUCUGGCAGUCCAUCGCGGAGCCGGAGGGCUACUCGCGCGACGACCUCGGGUGUGCGGAGCCCGCGGCGCUGCAUGCGCAGGAGGAGGACGAGGCGCCGGCGGCCGAGCGUGCCGCUGAGCCGCAGGAGGCACCCGUGGCUGCCUCGACGGAGGUGCCGCCGGCACGCGAUCUCUGGCAGUCCAUCGCGGAGCCGGAGGGCUACUCGCGCGACGACCUCGGGUGUGCGGAGCCCGCGGCGCUGCAUGCGCAGGAGGAGGACGAGGCGCCGGCGGCCGAGCGUGCCGCUGAGCCGCAGGAGGCACCCGUGGCUGCCUCGACGGAGGUGCCGCCGGCACGCGAUCUCUGGCAGUCCAUCGCGGAGCCGGAGGGCUACUCGCGCGACGACCUCGGGUGUGCGGAGCCCGCGGCGCUGCAUGCGCAGGAGGAGGACGAGGCGCCGGCGGCCGAGCGUGCCGCGGAGCCGCAGGAGGCACCCGUGGCUGCCUCGACGGAGGUGCCGCCGGCACGCGAUCUCUGGCAGUCCAUCGCGGAGCCGGAGGGCUACUCGCGCGACGACCUCGGGUGUGCGGAGCCCGCGGCGCUGCAUGCGCAGGAGGAGGACGAGGCGCCGGCGGCCGAGCGUGCCGCUGAGCCGCAGGAGGCACCCGUGGCUGCCUCGACGGAGGUGCCGCCGGCACGCGAUCUCUGGCAGUCCAUCGCGGAGCCGGAGGGCGACUCGCGCGACGACCUCGGGUGUGCGGUGCCCGCGGCGCUGCAUGCGCAGGAGGAGGACGAGGCGCCGGCGGCCGAGCGUGCCGCUGAGCCGCAGGAGGCACCCGUGGCUGCCUCGACGGAGGUGCCGCCGGCACGCGAUCUCUGGCAGUCCAUCGCGGAGCCGGAGGGCUACUCGCGCGACGACCUCGGGUGUGCGGUGCCCGCGGCGCUGCAUGCGCAGGAGGAGGACGAGGCGCCGGCGGCCGAGCGUGCCGCUGAGCCGCAGGAGGCACCCGUGGCUGCCUCGACGGAGGUGCCGCCGGCACGCGAUCUCUGGCAGUCCAUCGCGGAGCCGGAGGGCUACUCGCGCGACGACCUCGGGUGUGCGGUGCCCGCGGCGCUGCAUGCGCAGGAGGAGGACGAGGCGCCGGCGGCCGAGCGUGCCGCGGAGCCGCAGGAGGCACCCGUGGCUGCCUCGACGGAGGUGCCGCCGGCACGCGAUCUCUGGCAGUCCAUCGCGGAGCCGGAGGGCUACUCGCGCGACGACCUCGGGUGUGCGGUGCCCGCGGCGCUGCAUGCGCAGGAGGAGGACGAGGCGCCGGUGGCCGAGCGUGCCGCUGAGCCGCAGGAGGCACCCGUGGCUGCCUCGACGGAGGUGCCGCCGGCACGCGAUCUCUGGCAGUCCAUCGCGGAGCCGGAGGGCGACUCGCGCGACGACCUCGGGUGUGCGGUGCCCGCGGCGCUGCAUGCGCAGGAGGAGGACGAGGCGCCGGCGGCCGAGCGUGCCGCUGAGCCGCAGGAGGCACCCGUGGCUGCCUCGACGGAGGUGCCGCCGGCACGCGAUCUCUGGCAGUCCAUCGCGGAGCCGGAGGGCUACUCGCGCGACGACCUCGGGUGUGCGGAGCCCGCGGCGCUGCAUGCGCAGGAGGAGGACGAGGCGCCGGCGGCCGAGCGUGCCGCGGAGCCGCAGGAGGCACCCGUGGCUGCCUCGACGGAGGUGCCGCCGGCACGCGAUCUCUGGCAGUCCAUCGCGGAGCCGGAGGGCUACUCGCGCGACGACCUCGGGUGUGCGGUGCCCGCGGCGCUGCAUGCGCAGGAGGAGGACGAGGCGCCGGCGGCCGAGCGUGCCGCUGAGCCGCAGGAGGCACCCGUGGCUGCCUCGACGGAGGUGCCGCCGGCACGCGAUCUCUGGCAGUCCAUCGCGGAGCCGGAGGGCGACUCGCGCGACGACCUCGGGUGUGCGGUGCCCGCGGCGCUGCAUGCGCAGGAGGAGGACGAGGCGCCGGCGGCCGAGCGUGCCGCUGAGCCGAAGAUCUUUGGAGUUAUUGGAACGGAGGAGAUAAGGGAGGAUGCUAUGGGUGAAGAUGAAGCCGAGGUGAGCUGUUUAGUUACGUCUGUUUCUCCGCGGUGUUCUUUAGUGGGCACGUCGGGUUCGGUCGAAUCUAUAUCGGGAGCCCUGUCGGGGAUGCAGCUGGUGGAUCUAAAGCCGUCCAAGCCCCGAGUAACUCAGCAUAAGGUGAAGUUGCAGGGACGGCACUGGGUCAAAGUGAUUUUUUUGCCGGUGGUCACGGAAGCGUUUCGCGAGGAUGUGGCCCACGCGCUUGAUGUACGCGUGGGGGAUAUUCAGCACGUGGAGCUGGCAUCGGGAAGCUUGGUAGGUACUUUUGUUGUGGUGCAUGCAUUUGAUUUUCUAACGGCUUCCGAGGUGGACGAGAAGUUGUGCGCGUACCAUUUUCCGCUGACUUGGGAGCACUACCCGAAGUCGCCCGACACGACGACAGGCCACUUCUUUGAGGGCGAGGCUCUGUCUACGAUUCGUCGCACAUCACGCUGCAUUAACUCAGCAUUAAAGUGCCGAUUACCACCCGCUGAUACUGAGCUGUCCCGGCCCACCUCGGCUGCUCUGAAGCCGCAUCCUCCGCCGCGGGCUGCUCAAGAGGCGUCGAGGAGCACGUUGUCGUCGGGUGGUCGUACUUGCUCUGCGGCGGCUAGCUCACCUGCGGUGCGAGAGAGCCUUCCUGUGGUGCCUGCGGUGCAUGGAGCUCCUCCUGCCAUGGAGAAACGGACGUCGGCAAGCAACCUUUCCUCUCCGAUGGAACACCAUUACGCGGGGAACGAUGGGAGUGAGUCAUCGAUGAGGUUGUCGCGGAAAACGGCGCCGGCACCGGUAGCAAAGGCCGUGAGGGCGCCGGCGGCUCCUGAGACAGUGAGCACGAAGCACCGCGUCGGCUUUGUGGGGAACCAGUGGUACACAAUCCUGAAGACGCAGAGGGACAACUUCGUGGCCGCGUUCGUGAAGGGCACUGGCGAGAAGCUAGGUUAUGAACCGGACUCGGUGACCAAGGUGCAGUGCGACGAGAACACAGGCGACACCAUCGUCAGCUUUCGUGUCACCCACCCAAGCGUACUGCCGAGAAAGCAGAUCGACUUGGUACUCCGUAGUGCUCCCUACACCGAUGUGUGGAAGCUGUACUACAAGAACGCCCCGCCAGAGGAACAGAAGACGAUGCACAAUGGCGUUAAAACAUUUCAUCGCGUCGGUUUUGUCGGGAGCAAGUGGAAGGAAGUAAAGAACCGUGGCAUAGCUCGCUUUAUCGAGGCGUUCGCAGCUGACACGGCAACUGCCCUGAAUGUAACCCCGCAAGCGGUGCACAUCGCCGACUACGCGGUGGCCGAUGACAUCGUGGUGGAUUUCUAUGUUACCCACCCGGGGACAGACUCAGCGGAAGUAAUUGAUGGUAAGCUCGAGCAGUUCGACUACCAGCGCGUUUGGGACCUCUACGGAAUCCCGAGCGAGGUGGACGAGCAGCAGCGCGUCGUUCCGUGCGUUAUGAAAUGCAGCAACGCGUCCCGCCGAACAUCGCCUUCCUCCACCUGCCGACUACGGAUGCCCGACACGAACUCCGUUUCCCAAGUCGACAGCUUCUGCCCGAGGUGUCAGCGGCGGUUGUCCUCGAAACAGGAGUUUCUACAACCCGACGAGAGUAGUGGCUGGCAUCCACAGCCUAUGCACAGUCACACUAGCUCCAUCAGUGAUGCAGUCCGCACCGCGCUGAUGGAGGACAGCUACUCGGCGAUCCGCAAGCCAUCGUCGACACCGCCGCUCCCACACCUGGCGCACCGGUACGCUCCACACCAAAAGUUGGAAGGGCAAGCUUCGCAGCAGCCGAGCGCGUAUCAAACGCGUGGUAUAUCACUCAUGCGCGUCGCACAGAUGACCUCGCGUGUACCGUGGCACACAAGUGUCAACAGCAGUCUCAUUCCGCAUCCCCCGCGACAGCGCUCCCUCAGCAACACUACACGUUAUCGUCAGCGUCGCGUCAAUCUACGCGAACUGGAGAGCGAGCUGUCGCGUAAACAACGCCAGCACAAGCACCAGGAACGCCAGAAGCAGCUCGAUCGCGAGAUGCGCCGGUCUCUCAACUACAGCAAGUUGUCGCUGCCCACCGGCUCCACUACCAACGUGUCAGGGAGCUUCCUGCCGCCCAUUCCACCGUGUUACACAAAGGUCCGCACAGGUCCGCAGCGCAUGAAAAGAGGGAUGGGCUCUCUGCUGGAGUAG